Cooperia oncophora is the source of this 492-nucleotide messenger RNA. Lineage: Eukaryota; Metazoa; Nematoda; Chromadorea; Rhabditida; Trichostrongylidae. The record is from the annotation of a GenBank genome assembly.
AUGGAGAUGCAAGCCCCAGCUGGCGAAGAAGAACACGAACUUGUAGCCGCAUGUCUUGGCAAAGGAGGUGGUCUCGAAGAUUACAAAAAUAAUAAAGUACAAGUGGAGUUAUUCGAAAAACAAGGGAAUCGGCGGCGUGAAUACAUUACUAAAGCCAGAUCUUCGAUUGAAAAUAUACGAACAUUCGUUCAGAAUGAUUACUGGGUCAUCGGAACACAUCGAACAGAAUUGAACACGCUUCGAAGAGAUAUGGAUUUUGCCAAGGCAGAACUGAAGGCAGCAAAAGAUGCACAGUUGGUUGGCAUAAAGAACCAGCUCUACAAUCUGGCCGUAACAGCAUUCGAAGAGAAGCUGAAACAGGUAACAGCAUUGGUAGACGAGCUACCAAAGCACAAAGCUGCACACUGUGCCAAUCUGGAAGAAUGGAUCGUCUGCACGAGGAAAUACCACGAACAAAUGGCUCAACUAAACCGAGAAGUCGAAAAAAGCUAG